Phytophthora infestans T30-4 is the source of this 555-nucleotide messenger RNA. RefSeq lists its product as uncharacterized. Bases 1 to 555 code for a protein of 184 amino acids. The record is from RefSeq and is a predicted model, not a curated record. NCBI's taxonomy places the organism in Eukaryota, Oomycota, Peronosporomycetes, Peronosporales, Peronosporaceae. The transcript has 5 exons.
AUGGUCGCUCCUCCUAACAUCGGCGUCGCCGAUCUUCCAGCAGCACUCGAACGGAUAAAAAGCCAGCAGGAACCUCCUGCGGGAGGAGGACCCAAGGGGCCGAUAACGGAGGAGGACAUCAGGAAUGCCAUCUCGGACAGAGAGAUCAUUGAUGUCACGACUCCAAGCGAUGGAGAAGAGGCAGAGACUGAAGCUAGAGCGACACUAACAGCCAAGAAACACACAGAAAACAAAGAACAGGAAGCAGAAGUGGAAGCUAUGUCGGACACCUCCGAACCACCACGCGACAACAAACCCGUGGCUCGAAAAGCUCGUGCUACCCUCAGAGAAAACCCGUGGCUCGAAAAGCUCGUGCUACCCUCAGAGAAGAACACGGAAGAUGACGAAAUGAACGGUGUAUCCGGCUUUCGAUCGCGAAAACGACUCACAAAUGAGUUCUUCAUGGGCAUCAAGAAUAGCGCAAAUGACCCUAAGAAGACAGACACGUGGGAUAUUCACUUCAGGAGUCCGCAUUGUCCGCAGUUCCUGGAAGAAAAAGGGUCAUCAACUGAUUAG